GGCGGUGUUGUUUGAUGGCUUCACUGAGGAGAGUCAAAGUGUUGUUGGUGUUGAACUUGAUCGCGGUGGCCGGCUUCGUGAUAUUUUUGGCUAAGUGCCGGCCUAUCGCGGUGCGCAGCGGAGACGCCUUCCACGAGAUCCGGCCUCGCGCAGAGGUGGCUAACCUCAGCGCGCACAGCGCCAGCCCCAUCCAGGAUGCGGUCCUGAAGCGCCUGUCGCUGCUGGAGGACAUCGUCUACCGGCAGCUUAAUGGGUUAUCCAAGUCCCUUGGGCUCAUCGAAGGGUAUGGUGGGCGGGGUAAAGGGGGUCUUCCUGCCACCCUUUCCCCCUCUGAAGAAGAAAAAGCCAAAGGACCUCAUGAGAAGUAUGGCUACAAUUCCUACCUCAGUGAAAAGAUCUCCUUGGAUCGGUCUAUUCCAGAUUAUCGGCCCACUAAGUGUAAGGAGCUCAAAUACUCCAAGGAGUUGCCCCAGAUAUCCAUCAUCUUCAUCUUCGUGAAUGAGGCCCUGUCCGUGAUCCUGCGGUCGGUCCACAGUGCCGUCAAUCACACACCCACACACCUGCUGAAGGAGAUCAUCCUGGUGGAUGACAACAGUGACGAAGAGGAGCUGAAGGCUCCCUUGGAAGAGUAUGUCCACAAACGCUACCCUGGGCUGGUGAAGGUGGUACGCAAUCAAAAGAGAGAAGGCCUGAUCCGAGCACGCAUCGAGGGCUGGAAGGCGGCCACUGGCCAGGUCACGGGCUUUUUCGAUGCCCAUGUGGAAUUCACUGCUGGCUGGGCCGAGCCGGUUCUGUCCCGCAUCCAGGAAAACCGGAAGCGGGUAAUCCUCCCCUCCAUCGACAACAUCAAGCAGGACAACUUCGAGGUGCAACGCUAUGAGAACUCAGCCCACGGGUACAGCUGGGAGCUGUGGUGCAUGUACAUCAGCCCCCCGAAGGACUGGUGGGACGCCGGAGAUCCCUCUCUCCCCAUCAGGACACCAGCCAUGAUUGGCUGCUCAUUUGUGGUCAACAGGAAAUUCUUUGGUGAAAUUGGUCUGCUGGACCCUGGGAUGGAUGUGUACGGAGGAGAGAAUAUUGAACUUGGAAUCAAGGUGUGGCUCUGUGGUGGCAGCAUGGAGGUCCUUCCAUGCUCCAGGGUGGCCCACAUCGAGCGGAAGAAGAAACCCUAUAACAGUAACAUUGGCUUCUACACCAAGAGGAACGCACUCCGGGUAGCCGAGGUCUGGAUGGACGACUACAAGUCUCACGUCUACAUAGCAUGGAAUCUGCCUCUGGAGAAUCCAGGGAUCGAUAUAGGUGACGUCUCAGAAAGGAAAGCAUUAAGGAAAAGUUUGAAGUGUAAGAAUUUCCAGUGGUACUUGGACCAUGUCUACCCGGAAAUGAGAAGAUACAAUAACACCAUUGCAUACGGGGAGCUUCGUAACAAUAAGGCCAAGGAUGUCUGCCUGGAUCAGGGGCCGCUGGAGAACCACACAGCAAUACUGUACCCAUGCCAUGGCUGGGGACCACAGCUCGCCCGCUAUACCAAGGAAGGCUUCCUGCACCUGGGUGCUCUGGGGACCACCACCCUCCUCCCUGACACCCGCUGCCUGGUGGACAACUCCAAGAGUCGGUUGCCGCAGCUCUUGGACUGUGACAAGGUCAAGAGCAGCUUGUACAAGAGGUGGAACUUCAUCCAGAAUGGAGCCAUCAUGAAUAAGGGCACAGGGCGCUGCCUGGAGGUGGAGAACCGGGGCCUGGCCGGCAUUGACCUCAUCCUCCGAAGCUGUACGGGACAGAGGUGGACGAUCAAGAAUUCCAUCAAGUAGCUGGAAAGAACGAGGGCACGUGGAGCCCAGACCCAGGACAGGGCCUGGCUAUCCUCGGAACCAGCCACCUGGUGGAGAGACAGCAGGCGCCCAGAGGGUGCUCAGUGGACCUCCCAGCGCCCCUCCAGGGCAGCCCUGGAUAAAGAUGCUAAGUCCCUCUCAGGCAUUCAGCCUGUGCACUUUGAAGAUCUCCCCUCACUCUUGUCUGGGAGACCAGGAGCUACAUCUUCUGGGUACCAGGGGGCAAGACUGCUCUUACCUCUCGACCAUAUCAUCUCCCACCCAGCACCAGCAGCUGGGCCUGGCAGGGUCUCUCUCUCCCUCUCCCAAUCCCUCCUUCCUCUUUCGCUCCCUCCCUUCCUCCCUCCCUCCCUUCCUCUCCUCAUUCUUUGCUGCAGCUGCUUGUGAAACUCACCCUGGCCCUCCAAAAACUGGAGGGACACGGGGGUGGGGGGGCUUUAGCCACAUCCUAGCUCCCUCUUGGAGAAGGAGGAAGCAGUGAGACCCCGAGACUUCAUUUCUCCUGAGGACACUUUGGCCCGGAUGCCUGUUUGUAUGCCAAGGCAGCCACCAUCCAGACCUAACCAGCAGGGUGGCUUUGGGACAACAGUUCUGGACUCCUCUGGAUUCUCCUUGAGGUUCCCUGACUCAGCCACCUGGAGUCCUAAAUAGGAACAGCACCUGCCUGUGUCUAGAGGUUGUCAAAGUCAGCUAAGCAUGCAGGAUGCUCUCAGUACCUGGUCAGUACAGCCAGGGACAAGGUGUCCUGGUCUCACGGAGCAGCAAGGGUCUUCCAUGCAGGACAUAAGGGCUGAAGAAUCAGCCUAGCAAAGGGCACAGGGCCCUCCACGAUGCUUAGCGCUCAGUUCGCAUCGCCCCCAUGCUCUGCUGACUGAUGGGGGACAGAAGCAGCAGUUUCCUCUUGUAAGAGUGAUUGCUUCUUUCCAAUUGCCCUCUGGUUAGGGUGCACUUAUAAAUCAGAGUUAAUAUAUGGAUGUGUUUGCAUGCACGGGAAAGCAAGAGUGUGCCUGUCUGGGUGAUGUGUGUGACCGAGUGCUGUGCUUGUGUGCCUAAGCGUGUGAGUGUGCUAGAGAAAAAGUAGCUGUGUGUGGUCUUGGGCUUGUGGCUUCAUUGCUCACUGGAUGGGGAUAAGGAUACCUAGAAGUUUGAGGGGUGGGGUGGACCCAUGUCCCUGGAUCACUGGCCCAGAGGACAUGUCUGGGUCUUGCCUGCUAGGGUAUGCCUUCUCUGUCUCCCCAUCCCCAUCCACUACUGUCCUUGGCCAACUCCUGCCCAGAGCCAAACCCUGUAGGUGCCCAGUGUGGGAUCUGGUGUCUCAUUUGGUGGUUUCUCUAUUGGUGAUCAUCCCUCGUCCCAUCUCCCCUCCUUGUGAAAUAAAUAUGUUAGCAAUCCCACAACGCAAACUUCA
This is a messenger RNA of Peromyscus leucopus (white-footed mouse), 3240 nucleotides long. It is a transcript of the gene Galnt17, whose product is annotated as polypeptide N-acetylgalactosaminyltransferase 17. Gene Ontology annotation, cellular component: Golgi apparatus. The record is from RefSeq and is a predicted model, not a curated record. Lineage: Eukaryota; Metazoa; Chordata; Mammalia; Rodentia; Cricetidae. The transcript is spliced from 11 exons. The coding region runs from base 15 to 1811 and encodes 598 amino acids.